Molecule: messenger RNA, 342 nt
Organism: Angiostrongylus costaricensis
Lineage: Eukaryota; Metazoa; Nematoda; Chromadorea; Rhabditida; Metastrongylidae
Source: the annotation of a GenBank genome assembly
UUUGCGCAUCGUCUCAUUAUGAAACAUGAAGUAGGGCCGAUGGGGUCUGACCAUCGAAGUUUCAAUUCCAUUGCAGCUGAUAUAGUGGAUAUACGAGUAGACGAUGCACUUGGUCCUGAUGUUCGCUCAACACUGCUCAAGAAUCUGCAUAGUGCUGCUCGCGCAAAAGAUGCGAUGGCACCACUACCGAAGUCAAAAAAUCCGACGGAUGCAACAUCGAGAAGAAAGCAUCAAAUCACAUAUCUUGCUAAUUUGGCCGUUGCACGUGAGGAAGCACUCCAACAACAAUGGGCUGAGAGCAAGCACAUGAAGCGUAUGGGCAGGCAAAAGUACGGUUUUUAG